This is a messenger RNA of Neofelis nebulosa (Clouded leopard), 1420 nucleotides long. RefSeq lists its product as uncharacterized. The transcript has 2 exons. Lineage: Eukaryota; Metazoa; Chordata; Mammalia; Carnivora; Felidae. The record is from RefSeq and is a predicted model, not a curated record. Bases 143 to 769 code for a protein of 208 amino acids.
GAUGUGUCACCUACAGCCAUCUGUGGGAGAACGGGGCUGGGGAGAGGGACAAAUGGUGGGAAGAGGUACGCUGGAGGCUGUGCAAGGAUGAGAAGGAAUAAAGUCCAGGGCUGAGUAGGGACCAGGUUCCUAUAGCACAGACAUGGUUCUCCAGAGGCUGCUCGCCAAGGCCUCAGAGCCGCCUGUGGCCCGCAGAGAAGCGGCUGUGACAACAGCCAACUACUACCUGGGCCGACCGCAGGCUUUCGGGGCCGGAGGGCAAAGAGCUGGGAGUCCGCAAAUACCUCCGGCCUGGGCGACGUCACGGCUGCGAAGGGGCAGGGCCCUGGUCCCAAACCCCGAACGAGGCUGGCUCUCCCUCUUGCCGGGCAGAGCCCCUCGGAGAGGCGAGGGAACCCGGGCACAGGCGCGGUGCAGCCGCCGAAGAGCUAUGGAAAAACUUCGCCGGCGCACAGCCCCCUGCGGGACUCGGCGGAGCCAAGGGCAAAGAGCUGGAACAACACCGGUCCCGGAGGAACAGGCGCGCUGGGAGCGGAGGUGGGACGCGGAGGCGCCUGGCUCACUAGAUCCCCCUAAAAACACUUUUGGAAACUGCGCCGAAGAAGCGGCCCCUUCUCCCCGGGCCCGGGGGCUAGCCCUGCCCACCCCCGCACCAGGGAGCCCGCAGAGGACCCGGAGGGGACAGCGGCUUCUCUUCCGUGGCCCAGCGAGCGAGGACGCAGGCCACUCUCACUGUUUGCGGUCACCGUCCUGUGAGAUUCCCGGCUAGCGCUUCCGCGCUCACAUUUGCGGACCCGAAGGAAGCCCUGCCAAACUCCCCCUCGCGCACUACCACCACCGUCAGCCCGCGACUGGUGACUCCCAAAUUGAGUCUCAUCCCGAAUCGCACUCACAACUUUCCGGAUCUUCGUUGUAAAGUCAAAAGUUGUCUUUAUAACCAGCCCAGGAAUAAAGAACCAAACGGCAACACGAACUAAGAACAAAAAAGGAAGUAUCCCCGUAUUAAAUCCUAGUAAAUACAAUUUAAGUAAAAAAUGUGCCCCCCUCGUAACUCCUCACUAUGCUCUGGAUUAAAGAAAGCAAAAAUGUAAAGCAGCAAAUAUUGCAAAAGUUUCUCUUCAAUUCGAUGUUACUUGUGCAACUGGGGGUAGGGAGUGGGGGAUUUAUCUUCCUAAUUGUCCCAGGCUAACAUGAAGGCCCUUUUGCCUUCCCUGAGUCCUCACUGACCAACACGGUGGCACUGUCGGCAGCUGGGUGCUUUGGUCCAGCUCCAGCAUCAACACACACACACACACACACACACACACACACACACACAGAGCUUUUCAGCUUUCCUGCCCCCUUCUCUCUGGCUUUUUGCUCUCAACUUCCUUCUCACCAAUAUCUCUCCUGCAAAUAAAUUGCCAGCUGCCUCUCUGUC